This is a messenger RNA of Salvelinus fontinalis (brook trout), 1740 nucleotides long. RefSeq names its product vitelline membrane outer layer protein 1 homolog. The record is from RefSeq and is a predicted model, not a curated record. The transcript is spliced from 3 exons. Bases 1054 to 1740 code for a protein of 228 amino acids. Lineage: Eukaryota; Metazoa; Chordata; Actinopteri; Salmoniformes; Salmonidae.
AUAGAAUAUUUUCGAAAAAUACUGUUAUCCUUGCAAGGACAGGGUGCUGGUGUACUGAAAACAGGAGAACAAAAAGUACCCAAAGUGUUUUGGCUCUAUUUUUUUUAGAUUUGUAUUACUUGUUAAACAAAAUCUAUUUCUUUAUGCUAUUGUGUUAGUAUAAUUAGUCAUUUUUUUAAUAGGUUUUGUAUAAUAUAUAUUUUUGCUCCUCUUUAUCAAGGGUGCUGGUAAUUAUGGACGUAUGUAAUGUUAACAUAUGUGCAUGUAAUUGAUGUGCAUUUCAGACAAUAAUGCUAGAUACAGCAGAUACAAGAGGUUAUACAACAAGGUCCUUUUUCUGUCUUUAUUUAAUUGGAAAUGUAGACUCAUUAACAUCCAUAGAAUUGUUAGAAUGUCGACUAUAGCAAAAAAAAUCAUAAAAUAUCACAGCUCUGUUAUACCAAACGUGAGGAUAAAGCUACUCAUUAUGCAAGUCCUGUUGAAUGAAAAUGAUUACUUCAGUUGUCUUGGGACUGCACAUGCACAGCGAUAACAGAAAGGCUCUUUAUGUGAGGUAAGAAAAUGAACAUUUUGAAGUCGAUGUAAAUGAACUUAUCUAUUUUGAUAAAGACCAUGAAUAACACUUGUUCCUUUCUUUUUCACUCUGUCACGCAAAACAAAUGGUUAGGAGAGUUUGUUACAUAACAGCAUGGAAAGGCAACAUACUGUUUUAUAGUAUCAGCGUUGGACCUGGUUUCUAACAAUUAGAGGUUUUCUUUAGAAUACGUCAUAGCACGUAAACAGUCAAAUUACUAACAUACAACAUGGGUCAUAAUUUGGUAUGACAAAUUAUUGACACUUCAUUAAGAGCAGGUGUAACUUUACCAGCUGCUUUUGAAGUCACUGCCAGUAUUGCUAUUUUUAACUCGAAGUCCUAGUACCACCUGCCUCUUCCCAUGGCCAGACCACAGUGUUGUAAAUAAUCAAUUCUGAUAACAGUAUGGAGGCACCAUUUGGAGGCAUGAGUGAGGAAGGUUAUAAGAGUUCACUGUCUCUGUUCCAUCCCUUCUGUGGAUGAGACUGACUUCUGUCAACAUGACUACCCCUCUGUUCACCGCUCUGUCCUUCCUGGCUGUGUUGGCCCUUGGGUCAUGUCUACCUACCUUGCCUGAGGAGCAGCCCUAUGUGGAGCAUGCUGGUAUUCAAUACAGCGCUAGGCCUUACACCUCCCUCCUCACCGUGCACAAUGGAGAGCAGUUUGGGAACUGGACCUGGCCCGAGAUGUGUCCCGACAAGUUCUUUGCCGUUGGGUUCAUGCUCCGGGUGGAGUCCGAACAGUACGGUCUGGACGACACUGCUCUGAAUGGCAUUCGCUUGAUCUGCGCUAAGGACGAAGAUAGGAGCUUCUUGUACACCAUUGAGUCUCACACUGGAUUCUUUGGUGACUGGUCGGACCCUCAGUAUUGCCUCAGGGGUGUGCUGACUUCCUUCCAGCUGCGUGUGGAGCCCCACCAGGGUAUGUUCGGUGACGACACAGCCGCCAACAACAUCAGGUUCCGCUGCAGCAGCAACCCCACCCUCACAGGCGCCGGCCUGGACUACGGCGAGUACAGCCUCUGGAGCCAGGAUUGUGGCGAUGGAGGAAUCUGUGGCAUCGAGACCAAGAUGGAGGAAUACCAGUACGGUCUGGAUGACUCAUCUCUCAAUGACGUGCGCUUCCACUGUUGCGCCAAACUCCAGCAGGUGAGAAGAUGGUUGUGA